UCUCCUCCCAUUCUUCCCCAUAGCGCCGCCGCUCCCAGACGCCUCUCUCCUCCUAGCCCGAGCCCUCUCCUCCUCCCCUUUGGGUCACCUCCUAGCUCUUGCAUCCACAUCCACCAUGGCGGCGGCGGGAGGCGGAGGCGCGCCGCGUGUGCUGUCCCAGAAGGAGCAGGACAUCCAGAUGAUGCUCGCCGCCGACGUCCAGCUGGGCACCAAGAACUGCGACUUCCAGAUGGAGCGCUACGUCUUCAAGCGCCGCACCGACGGCAUCUACAUCAUCAACCUUGGGAAGACAUGGGAGAAGCUCCAGCUGGCGGCGAGGGUAAUCGUUGCCAUCGAGAACCCUCAGGACAUCAUUGUCCAGUCCGCCCGCCCCUACGGCCAGCGCGCCGUCCUCAAGUUCGCUCAGUACACUGGUGCCCAUGCUAUUGCUGGGAGGCACACCCCUGGUACCUUCACCAAUCAGCUCCAAACAUCCUUCAGUGAGCCCCGACUGCUCAUCCUUACCGACCCAAGGACUGACCACCAGCCAAUCAAGGAGUCUGCUCUGGGAAACAUCCCCACCAUUGCCUUCUGUGAUACUGACUCCCCCAUGCGGUAUGUCGAUAUCGGCAUCCCGGCCAACAACAAGGGAAGGAACAGCAUUGGAUGCCUGUUCUGGCUCUUGGCAAGGAUGGUUCUGCAGAUGAGGGGCACUAUCCUCCCUGGGCACAAGUGGGAAGUCAUGGUAUGCAAGCUUAGGAUGCUUUUCAAAUUGACAUUAGACAUGCAGUGCGUGCAGAUUUUUUAUUAUCCUUGCAUUCUUAUGUGCUAUGCUGUUUGCAGGUUGAUUUGUUCUUCUAUAGAGACCCUGAGGAAGCAAAGGAGCACGAGGAGGAAGCUGCUGCUGCCCCUGACUUUGCCGCUAUCACUGAUUAUCCAGCGGCUGAUCAGUGGGGUGGAGACCAGUGGACCUCUGAUGUUGCUGCACCGCCUGUUGCUGUUGGUGGCACUGGUGCGGAGUGGGGUGCUGCUCCAGCUCCAGUUCCUACUGGCGAUGGCUGGGAUCCAGCUGGGGCCCCUGCACCUGUGGAGGGUGCUGUUCCUCCGGUUGUUGCUGCUCCGGCUGGUUGGGACCCAGCAGCACAACCCCCCGCCCAAGGCUGGGAGUAGGCAUAGGCCCUCCCUUUGUGAUGCAUCUUGUGGCUUAAAUUAAUUAUUUUUCCAAAGUAUGAAUGUCCGAAAUCAGGAUGCAUCAUCUACCUAUGCAUUGGACACUUUCUGUUGUAGGGCUUUCUAGCUGAACAUGUGCCCCUGUUCUGUUUUCAAAAUUGGUGCUAGAAGAGAGUCUUGCGAAAAUGUGGUAUAAGUAGUUUUUCUGUUUGUGUUGCUUAUAUUCCAUGGAUCCUUGCAAUGUGAUGGUUCUAUAUAACACAUCGAGUCGGUGAAAUCUGGGUGCCACGGAUUUUGUACUCCUAAAUUUUACCAGUUCGCUUGAAGUUCAGUUUGACUGAAUAAGAAA
Messenger RNA from Panicum virgatum (switchgrass), 1498 nucleotides. RefSeq names its product 40S ribosomal protein Sa-2-like. The record is from RefSeq and is a predicted model, not a curated record. NCBI's taxonomy places the organism in Eukaryota, Viridiplantae, Streptophyta, Magnoliopsida, Poales, Poaceae. Gene Ontology annotation, cellular component: 90S preribosome; cytosolic small ribosomal subunit; ribosome. Gene Ontology annotation, biological process: cytoplasmic translation; ribosomal small subunit assembly. The transcript has 4 exons. Gene Ontology annotation, molecular function: structural constituent of ribosome. The coding region runs from base 116 to 1192 and encodes 358 amino acids.